This is a messenger RNA of Vidua chalybeata, 1210 nucleotides long. Its product is annotated as olfactory receptor 14J1-like. Gene Ontology annotation, biological process: G protein-coupled receptor signaling pathway. The transcript has 2 exons. Bases 253 to 1185 code for a protein of 310 amino acids. Lineage: Eukaryota; Metazoa; Chordata; Aves; Passeriformes; Viduidae. The record is from RefSeq and is a predicted model, not a curated record. Gene Ontology annotation, molecular function: olfactory receptor activity; G protein-coupled receptor activity. Gene Ontology annotation, cellular component: membrane.
GCAGCUCUUCUCCCAGCCCAGCAGGGCUGGGGCACUGCCUGCAGCCAGCGCGGGCACAGCCCAGAGGCACAGAGAGCUUCAAUCAGUCAGGGCUGGGAAGGUGCUGAGAAGUGCCUGGGGCAGAAUCACUGCCAGCCCUUGGCACAGGAACCUCUGGCUGCAGGACAAUGCAGCUGCAGCUCCUGCAGUGAUCUCCUCAAGCUGGAACAUGCCAAUGCCCACAGCCCCUGUGCCCAUGUGCAGCCACAGCCAAUGUCCAACAGCAGCUCCAUCAGCCACUUCCUCCUGCUGGCACUGGCAGAGACGCGGCAGCUGCAGCUCCUGCACUUCUGCCUCUUGCUGGGCAUCUCCCUGGCUGCCCUCCUGGGCAACGGCCUCAUCAUCAGCGCCGUAGCCUGCGGCCACCACCUGCACACGCCCAUGUUCUUCUUCCUGCUCAACCUGGCCCUCAGCGACCUGGGCUCCAUCUGCACCACUGUCCCAAAAGCCAUGCACAAUUCCCUCUGGGACACCAGCACCACCUCCUACACAGGAUGUGCUGCACAGCUCUUUUUCUUUCUGUUCUUCAUCUCAGCAGAGCUUUCCCUCCUGACCAUCAUGUGCUACGACCGCUACGUGUCCAUCUGCAAACCCCUGCACUACGGGACCCUCCUGGGCAGCAGAGCUUGUGCCCACAUGGCAGCAGCUGCCUGGGCCAGUGCCUUUCUCAAUGCUCUGCUGCAAACAGCCAAUACAUUUUCCCUGCCCCUGUGCCAUGGCAAUGCCCUGGGCCAGUUCUUCUGUGAAAUCCCACAGAUCCUCAAGAUCUCCUGCUCCACAUCCUUUGUCAGGGAAUUUGUGCUCAUUGCAUUUUCCAUUUCUUUACUAUUUGGCUGUUUUGUGUUCAUUGCUUUCUCCUAUGUGCAGAUUAUCAGGGCUGUGCUGAGGAUCCCCUCUGAGCAGGGACGGCACAAAGCCUUUUCCACCUGCCUCCCUCACCUGGCUGUGGUCUCUCUGUUUGUCAUCACUGCAGCAUUUGCUCACCUGAAGCCCCCCAACAUCUCCUCCCCAUCCCUGGAUCUGGCCCUGUCAGUUCUGUACUCGGUGGUGCCUCCAGCCCUGAACCCCCUCAUCUACAGCCUGAGGAACCAGGAGCUCAAGGCUGCAGUGUGGAGACUGAUGACUGGAUGCUUUCAGAAGCAUUAAACUGCUCUCAGUUUCUGCAAAUCAC